Molecule: messenger RNA, 1310 nt
Organism: Vigna radiata var. radiata (mung bean)
Lineage: Eukaryota; Viridiplantae; Streptophyta; Magnoliopsida; Fabales; Fabaceae
Exons: 2
Coding region: 328-1200 (290 amino acids)
Biological process (GO): root development; shoot system development
Source: RefSeq, a predicted model, not a curated record
UGACUGAUGAAGUUUUCUGAUUGCCAACACUAAGAGGACAUGCCAGUUAUGCAACACAAACCCAUUUGAAUACUAUUUUGGCCUGUAUUAUGUCACAAAUAAUAGUGCACAAUGUUUGGUAGAGAUGUGACAAACUCACCUAAUGAGUAGGAAACACAUGCUACAACCACAUGCUCACGUUCAUCAUCAGUGCUGCCUAUUUUCUUCACCAUCAAGAAUGGAUCAUGGAUUGCAGCUAUAUAUAUAGAGAGAGUUAAGGACUUGGUGAGAGCACAAAAACAUUGAGCUUCGUUUGAAAAAGUACAGAACACAAAAAGGGUAAUAACCAUGGCAAACAAGUUCCAUGUUCGCUCAAACAGUUUUCCUACUGGAUCUCAUCCUAGCAUAAGUAGAGUAGAGGAAGAGCUGAACAAGCUCAAAACUUGGGAAGCCAGUUCCACAUCCACAUCAAAUUCAAUUGGCACUGGCUUGUCCUUGUUAUCAGAUUUGCAUAUUUGCUUGGAAGAUAUUCUCAACAUGGCUUCAACCCAGAAGCUGAUUUCUAACAAUCAAGGUGAGAAAUGCAUAGAAGAGCUUCUGGACGGUUCAGUGAGAAUCUUGGACAUCUGUGACAUCACAAGGGACACCUUGUUACAGAUUAAAGAAAAUGUUCAAGCCCUUCAUUCUGCUCUCAGGAGGAGAAAGGGAGAUUCAAGCAUUGAAAAAAGUGUGGCUGAGUACAAUUUAUUCACAAGAAAGAUGAAGAAAAGUGCCAAGAAGUUGAUCUCAUCUUUAAAGCAGAUGGAAAGUAAAUCUAGAACAUCCCCAGUGUUGAAUCAAGAUCAAGACCCUGAUGCUGUGAUGAGAGUUCUUAGGGAGGUCAUUACAAAGAACAUGUCCAUCUUUCAAACCAUUUUGUCUUACUUGACUGUGCCAGCUUCAAAAGCAAAGCCAACUAAAUGGUUGAUGGUGGCAAACUUGAUGCACAAAAGGGUAAUAUCAUGUGAAGAAAAAUCCCAGAAUUUGAACGAGUUGCAGUUUGUGGAAGGAUCUUUAGGCACCCUUCUAAGUGAAUGUACUGAUGUUUUGAAGGUGCAGGCUUUGCGUGAGGGAUUAGAGGGUUUGGAGAAUACCAUUGAAAGCAUAGAAAAUGGUUUGGAAAGACAGUUUAGACGCUUAGUUAGAACAAGAGCCAACCUUUUGAACAUAAUCACUCCAUAGAGUGUUCAGUCGUAGUUUGAUCUGCAAAUUUUGUCUAAAAAUUUGUAAAUGUAUAUAUAUAGACAAUUCAAUAGUUAUACAAACAAAUACAGCAAAAAGUUCUUACACAA